Molecule: messenger RNA, 363 nt
Organism: Sparassis crispa
Lineage: Eukaryota; Fungi; Basidiomycota; Agaricomycetes; Polyporales; Sparassidaceae
Product: Mog1p/PsbP-like protein
Exons: 2
Coding region: 1-363 (120 amino acids)
Source: RefSeq, a predicted model, not a curated record
AUGCCGCCAGGCGAGUUGGUCCACUUUGAUGCUCUCGCAUACGACAACAGCUCUGAGAAAGACGAAAUACUUCAAGUGGAGCAAUUGUCUCAGGACACUAGUCAUCAGAUGCCGGCACCCGUUGUGCUGAGCGGCACGCAGGCCGUCCCGAAAUUCAACAGCACAGCUCCAGACAGGAUUCGUGUCCUCCUGGCCGUCUAUCGCGUACAGAGCCACAAUCUUGACCUUGUAAUGACUAUGAACGUCCCGACGGAGACCCAUGACGGUGGAGCCGUCAACAGUGCCGAUUGGGCAAACGCACAGGAUGUGUUCCUCGUCGCUGCACGCUCGUUGAAGAUCAUCGACUAUGGUCUUUUCGCUUAG